Molecule: messenger RNA, 2471 nt
Organism: Anopheles funestus (African malaria mosquito)
Lineage: Eukaryota; Metazoa; Arthropoda; Insecta; Diptera; Culicidae
Exons: 3
Coding region: 1-1299 (432 amino acids)
Source: RefSeq, a predicted model, not a curated record
AUGUCGAUCACAGAUGGCAUCCGUUAUUGGGCAAUGUCCACAAAUGCUACGUAUCGCUCGAUCAACUUGGUUUUAAAACUGUUCCAACAAGCUCGCGUCAGGGUUCCGGGAACCGCCAAGACGUUGCUGAAGACGAAUCGUGAUCGCUCGUUGCAGAUAGCAGAGAUUGGUGGUGGACACUUUUGGUAUCGCGGGAUAAAACGUUGCCUACUAAACUACUUCCGCACCGAAAAAUCGCCUUCUACGCAGGUUUCUCUAACCUUUUCGAUAGAUGGUUUACCUCUACAUACAAACAGCACCAUGCAGUUUGGGCCAAUUAUGUUUGCCAUUCAUGAGCUACUCCAAGCACCGGUGAUGACCGCAGCCAUCUUCUGCGGACCAAGUAAACCCAAGUCUUUAGAGGAAUACCUCCGUCCGAUGGUUAGUGAGAUGAAUGUUUUGAUGCAGCGUGGGAUAAUCGUUCAUGGAUGCAACGUCGCCAUAAAAUUGCGUGCAAUUGUUGCAGACACUCUGGCAAGAGCAUUCAUAAAAGGAGUCAAAGGCCAUACUGGAUAUAACAGCUGCAUGAAAUGUACCGUCGUAGGCGAAUACAGUAAGGCAGGACACACCAUGACAUUUCCUGGCACCAACGCUCCGAAGCGUACCGAUAGGAGUUUUAGGGACAAUGCGCACCCCGGACAUCGCUUGAAGGAAACGCCGUUGGUGGAUUUACAGUUCUUUGACAUCAUCAAAGACAUACCAACAGGAGAUCGUCUACACUGUGUGGACCAAGGCGUCAGCAAACAGUUGGUUUUAGGCUUUCGAGACGGAGCGUUAUUAAAAGAACGGUGGACGCCAGAUCAAUGCAUCCAAAUUUCAGAGCAUAUUGAGAAGAUUAAUUUACCAUCAGAAAUUCACCGAAAAAUUCGCCCUAUCAAGCAAGCACAUUUUUGGAAAGGGUCAGAGAGUGCGUCCUUCCUUCAUUAUGCCGGAAUCGUAGUGCUGAGACCACAUCUUCCUGAUCGCGUGUACAGACAAUACAUGCUACUAUUUUGUGCUGUGACGUUCUUGUCUUCUUCCGUGUAUAGGGAGAAGUGGCGUUUCGCAGGAGAAUUGUUUAACAAAUUUGUCGAGGAUUUUCCAAGCGUGUACGGCGAACGAUAUGUUAACAGUAAUGUACAUAUUUUACAACAUUUAUAUGAGGAGGUAGAACGAUUUAGGCCAUUAUCAUCCUUUUGUACAUACCCUUUUGAAAACCAGCUGCAACAUUUAAAAAAAAUUGUUAAGAAGUGGGUGGAAAGAACUACAACAGGCGAUUAAUCGACUUACGGAAUUUGAGGAGUACUAUAUAGGACCCACAUAUGUAGCAUCGAACUCCUCUAUUUCUAAACGAGGGAAUUUAGUUUCAUUUUACCUCCGAAAUGAUUGUUUGUUCCAAAAUAAUGCUAAAAAUUGUUGGUUUAUGAGCAAGGAUAACUACAUUUACCAAUUUCAAACGGCCAAUGGUCACGUUGACGAUGGCAAUCUGCGUAUUUGUGGAAAAAGAUUGUGUUUACACAAGAAUAACAAUAGUGGUAUAAACCGACAGUUUGCUGGUUUCGUCAAGUUUCAGCAACUGUCGUAUUGUGAGUGCCGGUGGCACUCAGUGGGCACUCAGAGAAAAGGUUAUAAAAGGAAAAACAAAUAAAAAAAAUCCCUCUUCUUCGCUUAAAAAUCCCGCCAAUCGUACGGUAACUAUUAGAAAGAAAAUUCAGCAUCCGAAUUCCGCAAGUUUGUUCAUAGGCGGAAUCCUGUGUCCCAGGAUUAGCAACCUGACUAUGCUGACUAUGCUUUGCGAAAUUUGGCGUUUUCCGUACUAUGGAUUUUUAAACUGUACACGAACCGUUUUUAUGUUGUAAUAAUUAGCGCAAGUCAGUCUGCCUCCAGAAUCCGUUGCGAGAGGACGUAUUUCGUUUGAAAGCGUGCCUACGGAAUUUUGCUAAGUAGUAGUGCAGUGUGCUGUUUCGCUACAGGGAAGAAAGAGCGAGUACGAUAGCAAAAUUUACGGGUGUUGAACACUUUGGUUUAUUUCCAAGAAAAUAACGACCAUUUAACUAAAGUUCAACGUUUUUUAAAUAUUUUGCUAGGUCGUUCUCAUGUGAACGAUUGCUGCUGCACAUCUGUAAAUGUGCUAAUAGAAAUGCAUGAUUCAAAUACAAGCAUGGUCACUAAAUCCAUAUGACUUGUACGAUAAUAUGGGUCAGGGUUAAUUGCAAAAGGCGCGAAAAUGCAUGUCACAAGGAAGAGAGAGAGAGAGAGAGAGAGAGAGAGAGAGAGAGAGAGAGAGAGACGGAGAGAGAGAAAAAGGGGGGAACGAGGAUGGAUAGCCUUAAUGCAGAUAAAAACUGCAUUAUCCAAAAACACACCGUUGGUGUAACACUGUGUUUCGUUUUCGGAUUUUUUUGUUUAAUACUUUGCCGCUUCAAUUUCCGUCAUGGAGAUAAAAAAACGGA